This is a messenger RNA of Cloeon dipterum, 2114 nucleotides long. RefSeq names its product zinc finger CCCH domain-containing protein 18-like. The transcript has 12 exons. Bases 202 to 1974 code for a protein of 590 amino acids. The record is from RefSeq and is a predicted model, not a curated record. Gene Ontology annotation, molecular function: RNA binding; metal ion binding. NCBI's taxonomy places the organism in Eukaryota, Metazoa, Arthropoda, Insecta, Ephemeroptera, Baetidae. Gene Ontology annotation, cellular component: precatalytic spliceosome.
AUUUCUUGUCGGACAGUGGAAACAAGAAUCAAAAUAAAAAUUCGCGUCGCCGAUUUCGAAUGAAACUGAAUUUUUCUCGAGUAAUCAAGUUGACUUGACCGUUAUAAGUCAAUCAAAUCAGCAAGAAUGAUCUUCGUUUGACGAUCUAGUAUUUAGAAUUCCCGAUUUUGCGAUCUUCUAAAAGCUCUCUUCCUCUCAAGAAUGAGUUCCGGCGACGAAAUGAGCAGUCCGCGGGAGGACGCGAAGGUGGACCAGGAGGAAAACCCUGCAGAUGACUCGGGUGAGGUGGAGGAAAGCAAUCCAGGCAAGUUCGACCCGCUGUCCAAGGAGGACCUUUCGGACGUGUCUGACCUGGAGAGUCACGACGGGCUGCAGGAGUCGAGCAGCAAGGCGUCGCCGCACAAGACUAUGCAGGACCAGUUGGAGACAGAACUGGACUUUGAGGCCGACGAAGAGCCGGCAAAGAGGAGCCACCCUGAGCAGAAGAGAUCCGGCCGCAACGGUGUUGAGAGACAGGCCGAGCGGAGGGCCAAGGAGGCCGCCAAGGACGAGGACAAUGACCUAGAGGAGGGCGAGUGCACCGACGGAGAGGACGCACGGCCUGAAGAGGAGAGCAAACCCGUCUGCCGCUUCUACAAUAGGGGACAGUGCACCUGGGGGGCCAAUUGCAGAUUCGUCCAUCCGGGAGUGACGGACAAAGGAAACUACACCAUGUUCGACAUGGUUCGGCCGUUGGUGCCGACGAAUGGCCCUCCUGGUGCCGACCCUUUCUUCGACAGACAAUUCCCUGGCUACGGUCCGUCCGACCCUGUCGAUGGGCCGCCCCUCGAGUCGGCCUGGGAGCGAGGACUGCGCCACGCGAAGGAGAUGAUGAAAAAGGCGACGAGGAGGAAAGAAACCGACCAGGACUUUGAGGAGAAGAAAAUGAACCUGGGACUGGGCCAGGAAGACUUGGACAAGGAAAAUGAUUUUUAUAUUCGGCAGGCCAGCCCAUUACACCGGUUCGAAGACGAGGAAAAAUACGGUCAUUCAUAUAGGAGGCCGAGCCGCGAGGACGAAUACUACGCGCAGGAGAGCUGGAAGCGAACCCAAGACACGUCGCGCCGGCAGAUAGAAAACCUCUACAAGGAGCGGCAGAACCGCGAGUUCCGAGAGUCGAUGCGAGGGAAGGGCGAACGCUCGGCCCGCCGCUCCAGAGACUCGUCCAGCUCUCCAGGCUCGCAUCACUCCAGGGGCCACCACUCUUCCAAAUACAAGGAAAAGCAAAGAAAACCGACGAAACAAAAGGCAGACGAGUGGUCCGACCCUUGGAUGAGACAGAAAUCGCCCACAAGGAAGGACGGAUGGAAACGAUCUCAUUCUUCUGAAUCAUCUUAUUCGUCGUCAAGCCGAUCCUCGUCCGGAAGCUCCAGUUCAUCCGACUCACACUACUCAAACCACGCACCAGCUCCGAAAAAGAGUGCCAGAGACCCAGCUUAUAAAUCUUCUAAAUAUGAGGCACCGGUUCCCACAAAGCCUAGGGAGCCCCGAGAGCCACCAAUGACAAAACGGCACCCUCCUGUCGACGAUGUGAUUAAAAAGGGAUUCAAAUCCGACCGAGGAAGGAAGCGUCACCACGAGAGGUCUAGUUCUGUGUCAGGGUCUUCGUCGGACUCAAACAGUUCGUACUCAUCCAGCAGCGAAGACGAGCGUCCUGCUAAAGUCCCAAGGCGAGCUGACACAGUAACGAAGACGAAGGCGAUGGAUGCUUUGAAAAUGUCAGGUCAGAAGCAGCAAAUCAGACUCACCCUAAAAGAGAAUGAACCUGGAGCCAAACCAGAAGUUGUGAGCAAAAAGAGAGCGGCCGAGGUUGCCCCUGUGGCGGCAGAGGCCAAGGUGGCGGUGAAGAAGUCCACGUCGCGCAGAGAGGAGCUGCUGAAGCAAUUGAAGGCCGUCGAAGACGCCAUUAAACGCAAGAAAUCGAAAGCCACUUGAAUCUAUCGGCUGCGAAAUCAGAGUUGUACGAUGCUUAUGUAUAAAAACGACUUUUUUACAGUAAUAUCUGAUUCUGCGAUUGUUCAUUGAAAAUGUCCGAUGUCAAUCACGAAUAAUAAAGCUAGAUAUACGCCUAUUAA